GAGUUCGGCGGCCCGUCAGAGAUGUGCCUGGGCUUCGAGUCCCUCGAGGACACCAUGGGCGGGGACGGCCUGCUCUCCGAGGCGACGUUCUUCCGCGGCUGCCAGCACUUCGGGUUCGAGGCGAGCCACGAGGACCUCAUGGAGCUGUUCUGCCUCUUGGACGCCGAGGAGAUGGGCGCCGUGGCCGCCGAGGACGUCAUGUUCCUGGAGGUGGACGUGAAGAAGCGGGAGGGCGCCCUGAAGAAGGCGAAGGAGAAGCGGGAGGCGCAGUACAUCAAGGAGCUGACGGCCGCGUACCGCGACGACGUCACCAACGGCCUCCCCUGGCACCACCGGAGGGCGCCGCGGGCGUGGAACGCG
Messenger RNA from Prorocentrum cordatum, 360 nucleotides. The record is from the annotation of a GenBank genome assembly. Lineage: Eukaryota; Dinophyceae; Prorocentrales; Prorocentraceae.